AUGACUACCACACGCAAUCCCAAAGACUCGAUGAAGUCCACAUGGCGUACCGCCAACCGGGAUCAAUGGAACAUCAGCCACUGGGCACUCGAGCUGCUUAAUGCCCAUCCCAUUGAACUCGACCAGGCGGUGCCGGUACACUCCAAGCAGGACAAGAUGCCGUAUAUGCCACAAUUGUCUCUCAAUUUUUGGGUGCUCUUCUACUCGUUCAUCCCGCUCGCGAUCAAUCAGGCUUAUAUAUCAUACAUGGGCCGCAACCUCGGCCCAUUUGCUAUCUUCAACCUCUACUUCUUUUCGUUCAACACAAUCCUUGUUUACCAAAUCCGAAUUCUCCGUCGACUCGGCCACACCUAUGGCUUCUUUGACGGCGACCAGCACGAGCGUGACGGUGUUCCUGACGUUGGUGUGGGGAAGGUUGCUGCCUCGCUCUACAAGACAACUGGUUCUCGCUUAGUUCUGUCGAUCUACCUAUCCUACAAUGCCAGUCAAGCACCUCUGGACAUGAACUGGGCAUGGCUCCCUCUGGAGAUUGGCCUAUAUGGGAUUGUGCUGGACUUCUGGUUCUACUGGUAUCACCGUCUUAUGCACGACGUGGGCUUCCUCUGGAAGUACCAUCGCACCCACCAUCUCACGAAACACCCUAAUCCCCUCCUCGCCGCCUAUGCAGACCAUGAACAGGAGUUCUUCGACAUGGCCGGAGUACCGUUGAUGACCUACCUGAGUCUCAGAUUCUUGGGUCUACCUAUAGGCUUCUAUGAGUGGUGGAUCUGCCAUGAAUACGUUGCGUUUGCUGAGGUCUUUGGGCAUAGCGGUCUUCGUGUCCACAUGACGGUGCCGUCGACGCUGAGUUGGUUGCUGCAGAUGUUUGAUGCGGAGAUUGUCAUCGAGGAUCACGACCUCCAUCACCGCAAAGGAUGGCGGAAGAGCCACAAUUACGGCAAACAGACUCGCCUUUGGGACCGCAUCUUCGGCACGUGCCAUGAUCGUCUGGAGUCGGUCGAUAGCAACAUUGACUAUACCAAUACCCUCAAUAUGCCUCUUUUCUAG
Aspergillus sclerotioniger CBS 115572 is the source of this 1047-nucleotide messenger RNA. RefSeq names its product sterol desaturase family protein. Gene Ontology annotation, molecular function: iron ion binding; C-4 methylsterol oxidase activity. The transcript has a single exon. The record is from RefSeq and is a predicted model, not a curated record. Gene Ontology annotation, biological process: ergosterol biosynthetic process. Lineage: Eukaryota; Fungi; Ascomycota; Eurotiomycetes; Eurotiales; Aspergillaceae. Bases 1 to 1047 code for a protein of 348 amino acids.